AUUGCUAAGGGUGUCAGUGUCAGUGUCACCACACCUUUGCAGCAUUGUGAGUCUUGUAUCAUCACCAAGCAUCCUUGUCAGCCUUAUCCUCCCUCUGAAGAGCCAAGAGCAGCACACAUGCUUGACCUCAUACACUCCGACCUAUGUGGCCCUCUCCCCAUCACUACACCUCACGGCAAGCUCCACUUCAUCGUUUUUCUCAAUAAC
Messenger RNA from Suillus subaureus, 207 nucleotides. RefSeq lists its product as uncharacterized. The annotation marks the transcript as partial. NCBI's taxonomy places the organism in Eukaryota, Fungi, Basidiomycota, Agaricomycetes, Boletales, Suillaceae. The record is from RefSeq and is a predicted model, not a curated record. The transcript has a single exon.